This is a messenger RNA of Orycteropus afer afer, 1129 nucleotides long. It is a transcript of the gene ASB12, whose product is annotated as ankyrin repeat and SOCS box containing 12. Gene Ontology annotation, molecular function: protein binding. Lineage: Eukaryota; Metazoa; Chordata; Mammalia; Tubulidentata; Orycteropodidae. The record is from RefSeq and is a predicted model, not a curated record.
ACAGAUCUGGCAUAUCUUCCUGCUCAUAAUGAAAAUAUUUCUGCUCCAUUCAGCCAAGUUGAACUUCAUGGACAUCACCAAGAUCUUUUCCCUCCUACAGCCCGACAAGGAGGAGGAGGAAACUGACACGGGGGAGAAACAGGCUCUCAAUCAGGCAGUAUAUGACAACGACUCCUAUACACUGGACCAGCUUUUGCGCCAGGAGCGUUACAAACGUUUUAUCAACAGCAGGAGUGGCUGGGGUGUUCCUGGGACACCUCUGCGUCUGGCUGCUUCUUAUGGACACCUGAGCUGCUUGAAGGUCCUCCUGGCACAUGGUGCUGAUGUCGACAGCUUAGAUGUCAAGGCACAAACGCCCCUUUUCACUGCUGUCAGUCAUGGCCAUCUGGAGUGUGUGCGAGUGCUUUUGGAAGCUGGUGCUUGUCCUGGUGGCAGCAUCUAUAACAACUGUUCUCCUGUCCUCACAGCUGCCCGUGAUGGUGCUAUUGCCAUUCUACAGGAGCUCCUAGGUCAUGGUGCAGAGCCCAACGUUAAGGCCAAACUACCAGUCUGGGCAUCAAACAUAAGUUCAUGUUCUGGCCCCCUCUAUUUAGCAGCAGUCUAUGGGCAUCUUGACUGUUUCCAUCUGCUUUUGCUCCAUGGGGCAGACCCUGACUACAACUGCACAGAUUGGUGCCUUUUGGCUCGUGUCCCACGACCUCGUACCCUCCUUGAAAUAUGCCUCCACCAUAAUUGUGAGCCAGAGUAUAUCCAGCUGUUAAUCGAUUUUGGUGCUAACAUCUACCUUCCAUCUCUCUCUUUGGACCUGACCUCGCAAGACGGUAAAGGCAUUACAUUGCUGCUACAGGCCCGAGCUACCCCACGGUCACUACUAUCACAGGCCCGUUUAGUUAUCCGCAGAGCCUUGUCCCAGGCUGGCCAACUACAAGCCAUCAACCAGCUGGAUAUCCCUCCUGUGUUGAUCAGCUACCUCAGACACCAACUGUAAUCUUGCAGUAUUCCCAAGAGCCCAUGAUGCCUCCAAAAACCACCUGUGGACCCACGUAACUGGAGGACACCACAGCUCCACUUCCCUAUCUGGAGCUACUCUCCUGCAUUACCCUCCACAAUAAAAUCCUUCACAAAAUAA